CCGGCUCUCGGUGGGUGCAGCAGCAGAAGGAAGCGGAGUUUCCGGCUGUUCGCAGCGGAGGGUGAGGACUGCUGACUCCGCGAAACCCCGAGAGAAACACCGGCGGCUCGGGGGGUUGGAUGCUAACCAUCUGUAGUAUCGGUAGUGCUGGUUUGUUUUCUUUCAUAUCGGGGGGGAUCUGGGUGAUUUCGGACAGAAAACCGAGCACACAAGGCGGGUGUUGAGGAGCCACCAGCUACCGGCAUGGCCAGGGACUACGAUUACCUCUUCAAGCUGCUCAUCAUUGGGGACAGCGGGGUGGGGAAGAGCAGUCUCCUCCUGCGGUUUGCAGACAACACAUUUUCAGGUAGCUAUAUCACCACGAUUGGUGUGGACUUUAAGAUCCGGACGGUGGAGAUCAACGGGGAGAAGGUGAAGCUACAGAUCUGGGACACAGCAGGGCAGGAGCGCUUCCGCACCAUCACCUCCACAUACUACAGAGGGACGCACGGGGUCAUAGUGGUUUACGACGUCACGAGUGCAGAGUCCUUCGUCAACGUCAAACGAUGGCUACACGAAAUCAACCAGAACUGUGACGACGUGUGCCGAAUAUUAGUGGGAAACAAAAACGACGACCCCAACUCGAAAGUGGUGGAGACGACAGACGCACAGAAGUUUGCCGAGCAGAUGGGCAUCAACCUGUUCGAGACGAGCGCGAAAGAGAACAUCAACGUGGAAGAGAUGUUCAACUGCAUCACGGAGCUCGUGCUCAGAGCCAAGAAGGAGGUUCUCGCCAAGCAGCAGCAGCAGCAACAGAACGACGUGGUCAAACUCACCCGGAACAGUAAACGAAAGAAAAAGUGCUGCUAGCAAAGCGCCAGCGCGCCGCCGCCGAGAAGAGGGCGUCUCCUCUCCACACGCACCAACACCAGAGACUCAGAGCAUCUAAAUUAAAAACAGAUUUAAUAAAUAUACGGUGAAAGAUAAAUAAAUAAAUGGAGAUAAAAAAGAAAGUCCCCUUUGGACGAGUUAAUCAUGAGAGAGAGAGAGAGAGAGGGAGGAGUGUACAGAUUUUAUUAGACGUCAAAUCAAGUUUUAUUUGGACUUCAGAAGACGGGCACCGUUGACCUCCUCUGUUUAAGGAUCUGCGAGCCGACCGCCAUAACACACACACACACACACACACACACACACACACACACACACACACACAGCUCCUUCUCUGCACACAGGACAUUCAGAGUGGAGAAGGAGGUCACCGUUUCUCUGGAUUUACUUCUUAUUUUUGAGGGGGGGGGGGGGGGGAUGUCUGGAGGUUAUUUUUCUCAACAUUUCACACACCGCUCACGCCAACACAUCGUGGAUUUCUGUUUCGGAGAGGGAACAUCUUCUUAGCGGCUAAUCCGGCGGACAGAACUGGUCUUUUUUUGUUGUUGUUUUUGUCCGUCUUUUGCCAAGCCCCCCCGCCCCGCCCCAUAGCGCUGAGCCGACCAUCGAUUUUUAUGUUAUUUUUAAGGGCAGUUGAACCUCCUCCUGGACGACUGAAGCAACGUUCACUGCAGUCUCUCAUCGCUUUUAAACCCGUCUGUUUUUAAGGAAACAAACAGUACUGCCAAUAUUGUAGAAAGUAAAUAUCAGGAGCUCAGAGGCGCCUCUGAACUGUGCCAUGAGGACGGGGGUCUGAAGUUAUCCCCUGUCUCACCCUUCUGUAUUUCUGCACCCCCCCCCCCCUCACAUAUCAGCCCCUCUCACUGUCCUGCAUUCGCUCCCUCAGAGUGGGCGCUCCUCUCGCUGGGCUUCAACUCUCUGUUGGUUGGGGGGGGGGGGGGGUCACUGUCAGGGUUUACUGUAUCUCCCCUCAGCUUGCAGAAUAUUCCCAGCAGAUUUUCUCCAUCACAACGCCCCCCCCCCCCACCCCCCCCACGUGUUACCGGACAGUGUUUUUAUCACAGCUUCCAGGGUGAGAGUGAGGCAGACAGUGGGACUGUGUAAGGAAAACUUAACCUCCCAAAAUGUCUUCUGAAUUUGAAACACUGAACCCGUGUUCCCUUUUUAAAUACAGAGCUUCUUCAGAGGGCGCCUCGAGCAGCGCAGGACGAAGCUCUCUGAAAUAAUUCAAGAGAAACUGAAACACGAACGAUUAUUUUUUGUGGGUGAAGUAUUCCUGUUUCAUGGAAAGCAAAUCCCGGUGAAGUGCCGCAGAAGAGGGUUAGAGCCACGGCUGUUAUUUUAGGUCUGACCAAAAGGGGAAGGUCUUUUGGAGUUCAGUGAGGAAAAAGUCAAAAUUCUGAGGGAAAAAAUUGGAACUCUGAGAUUACAGCCAGAAGAGAGGAGACACAGUCGGAUCUCUGAGAACAUUUGGGAAUGCUGAAACAAAUUAGAUUUCUUAGAGGAAUUCUGAGAUUAAAGUCAGAGUUUUGACAAAGAAAUAAUCAGAUAUUUUUUCUGAAAUUCUUACUUUAUUCUCAGUGUUGUUCUUUGAACUUCUGGUUGGAUCCCUGAAUGAGUUCACCUGUGGCGCUACUCCUCUUCCUCUUCCGUUCGCCUCAUGAGUUCAUCAGAGGCUGAAGCAUCCUUCUAUCUUAAAUUGGGAGAAUAAGAAACGCAGAGCGCUGCCGGCUGAGCUCCUUCCCUCCUCUGCGGAGGAAGGAAAUCAAACCCCACUCUUUAUGAUUUCUACUCAGUACGUGUAUGUAUAUAUAAAUAUAUCUGUGUGUUUAUAUUCCGUAUAGAACAUACACACAGGAGGAAACACCGUCGGCUGUGGUUUGCUGUACACUGGAGAAAAAGACAUGUACUAUUCAUUUUUCCCGAAUUUAAUCAGUAACGUUUUAAAGGAAUAAAUAUUUGACACAUAAUGACUGAUCUCGUGUCAGUGAUUUGAGGCUCGCUCUUAACUUCAUUUUAAACCUGUGUCUUUUUAUUUUUGCUUUUCUGUGAAUAAAAGUGUACGGGAGGAAGUGUGAA
Molecule: messenger RNA, 2946 nt
Organism: Eleginops maclovinus (Patagonian blennie)
Lineage: Eukaryota; Metazoa; Chordata; Actinopteri; Perciformes; Eleginopidae
Gene: rab35b
Product: RAB35, member RAS oncogene family b
Exons: 6
Coding region: 244-849 (201 amino acids)
Biological process (GO): endocytic recycling
Cellular component (GO): plasma membrane; endosome membrane
Molecular function (GO): GTP binding; GTPase activity
Source: RefSeq, a predicted model, not a curated record